Molecule: messenger RNA, 4086 nt
Organism: Bacillus rossius redtenbacheri
Lineage: Eukaryota; Metazoa; Arthropoda; Insecta; Phasmatodea; Bacillidae
Exons: 2
Coding region: 2844-4028 (394 amino acids)
Source: RefSeq, a predicted model, not a curated record
GUCGAUAUCUGGCAUGUGAAAGUGACAACAUGGCAUACGAUCAGGACCUAGCUCAAUGCUAGUACUUUGUUGAGCCACAGUCAUCCACAGCUACACUCUGAUCGAGAAAAAUUCUUGCCCUUUACUUGAACUUAACAAAUUUACACACUCGUAGGCCCAUAACUAUAAUAGGGUGUAUGAUUUAGUUAAUCAAAUAAUAAUUUGUGACAAAUAAUUACACACAUCAAACUAAAGCGUGAAAGGCAUUAUACCAGCAGAAAUAUUUAAUUACACACAGCUAAAAUAUACUCAUAUAACACUGUUUAGUAAUAUUAACUUACACAAGUAAUUAAAUUAAUAAUAUAUACAAGAAAAAUCAAUAUUUUCUUGUGAAUAUGGCCUGUGGCGCGGUGCACAACAAUAAGCUCAAACCCCGCUGUGUUGCCCUCUGCCCAAAUACUCCCUAACGUCGGGGUGGCGGGUCCCUACCGCCAUGACCCGCCUAUCCAUGCAGCAUGGCACGCCGCCAUGUGGAGCCCGCUCAAGGCUGCUCCAGCGAUCACCAGCCGCACCAACGGCCCCGGAGUGGGGAUAGUGCGACGUCCACCCCCAAGAAACAUGAAAGUACGCAAGAGAGUAAGAGCGCAAGUCUGCUGCAUCAUUUCUACCUGUCCCUGCCGUCUCUUCUAUCAGUUCCCCCACCACAUACCUAGCUAUUCCCCUCAAGUGAUCGGAAUUUUUAUAAUGCUCAAAAACUGUUACCCCCCCGCAAAGAAGUUUCACUUAAAAAAAUAUACUAAUGAGUGAAUAUUUGCAAAGUGACACACAUAAUGUCCCUAGGUAAAUACUGUGCUUGUUAUAAGUACUAAAACAUUCUUCCAAUUUUGAUUUGUAUUUGAAACCAUGAUUAAUCUUAUCAUUAUUAAAUUUAUUUUACAAGUAAAUUUUUUUAAAUAAUUAAUGUUUUUAUGUCAAAAUGUCAGUUCCGUGGCAUGUCCCUUCUGCAAGUGGUUUUAUUUAAAUUCAUCUUAUUGUAUAUAUAUUAAUGUUACAAAUUUUAGUCUGAUUUCAUAAUAUUUACAAUUUUACAAACCAUACUAUAAAAAACCAGCAUGUUUAAUUUUUUUUCCUAAUAAUUAAAUCUUGUCCCCAAGUGUUUUGUGUCAGUCCCAUGGCUAAUCGUUUAGUUACAGUUAUUUAUAAUAGAUGGCAGUUAAAAGCCAUCUGCAUAUGCUCAGGCUUGUACCACAAAUAUUUGUUGGAAGCCAUGUUGUUAUUUUUCUUUCAGGUGAGUACAUGUGUGUGUAUGUUAGUGGUAUUGUGUGUGGAAUUUGUGUUGUAACCAACAAGGUGGUCAGUCCCAAGCUGGCUGUGAAAUCUUUUUACGGAAAGAUAACUUCAUGGUUUUAUUUAUUUUACUUUCCAGAUAUGUUACUGGAAUAAUGGCCCCAAAGAAGGGAAAUGAAGAGAGGCUGUCUAGAAAGAGAGAAAAGGAGAGAGAACACAGAAAUAGAAUCAGGUAAGCUUCUUAGAAAAGAGAAGAGCAACGGCAAAAAGAAAGGCAAAAAUACUUGAGGCAGAAAGAGCAGAAGUUACGAAGACCGAUAACAGAGUUGAAUCCUAGAGAGCAGCGUGCAAAAAGAAGACAGUGGAAAGCCUACCAACAAAGUUCAAGAUUAAGAAAAAAACAAUCUGUUAAGGAAAAUGAAUUUUUAGAAGCACACACACCUACAAAUUCAGAAAAUGAAAUUCAACCUCAAAACUGUUCAAGAUCCGAUUCUGUCAAGCGGCAACGUAACAAAAAUAAAAUCAAAAGACAUAGAGAAAGACAAUCCUUAAAGAAGAAGAUUAGCACUCUCAAAAAAACUUAGACAAAUAUAAGAGGCGAUACAAAUUUUUACAAAAAAAGAAAACCUGCAUAGUGAAAACACUUCAACACCAAAAACCCGUGUGAAAAAUCUUUUAAGAAAGUCAAAGCCAUGUUGUCAAAAGGCAGAAGUAGUCAAGAAACUUGUUUUAGGUUAAGUAAUGAAGGAUCAUUUAUCAAAAAUAUACAAAGAUCUAAAGUCUAAUAAAGAGAGAUAGGUUUUUAAGAAAACUAUGGCUGGAAAGAUUUUGAAGAAAUACCGUUUACAAUCAGCUUGCGCAAGAGUUUUUAGAUACAGGAGGAAUAAGCCAUCAUUUGAAACAAGAAAUAUUUUGAAGUAUGAGUACAAAGAUAAAAUGCUUACAUCCAUGAGAAGAAAAAUAGCAGAAUUCCUUCAAGAAGAUAUUAGCAGUAGAAUAUGCCCUGGCAAGAAAGAUUUCAUCACACGGAAAAACGUUAGAAAACAAAAGCGUUAUCUAACAGAUACUCUAAAGAAUCUACAUCAGCAAUUUUUGAAGAAGUACCCGGAAACAAAAGCUAGCUAUAGUUUUUUUUGUCUAAACCGCCCUUUUUGGGUGCUCCCACUGAAGGUAGAGGAAAGAGAUACAUGUGCAUGUGCUGUACAUGCAAACAUGAAACUGAUUGUAGAGGCUUUGCAUUUAAAUGGCAUGAUCUCUGAACAAACAACUUCUGAUGUUAUCAAAAUUUUUUUUGCUGUUCUUACAAAAAUGAAGAGUGUUUGCUGCGUGACUGUAAGAACUGUCUAGAAUUUGGAAUAAUGUAUAAUGAGUUUGAAGGCAACCAGCCAGUAAAAUUUCAACAGUGGGUACGUGGGAAAGUGCACUACAUAGAUAAAAAGACAAAAGAAGUGAAGACAGCCGUAAAAGUAACAAAACAGGGUAAGGAAUCAACACUACUGAAUAUUGUGAGUACGUACGAAGAGUAGCUUUCUCGAUUUCUACAGCACGAAGGUACUAUUCUCCACCAGUUCAACGCCAUGUCUCAACUGAAAGAUAAUUUGACAGAUCACGAAAUCAUCGUACAUUGCGACUUUAGUGAAAACUAUAAUUUAAAGUUUGCAGAAGAAAUCCAAUCAUUCCAUUUUGGUGGUGCACGGCAACAAAUAUCAAUGCACACUGUUGUUGUUUACAGAAAGUCCUCCGAAACACUAGAAACAAAAUGUUUCUGCACAGUAUCAUGCUCUCUGCAACACAAUGCUCCAGCAAUAUGGGCUCAUCUGUUUCCAGUGAUGAAUGUUGUUGUUCCAGAUAGUAUUCACACUGUACAUUUUCUUAGCGAUAGUCCAUCUGGCCAGUACAGAAACAAAUCAAUGUUUUUGUUUCUAGCCAAUCACAUAGGAAAUCGUUUUACAGGUGCUACAAAUGUUACAUGGAACUAUCAGGAAGCAGGCGCACCUGAUGGAAUUGGAGGUGUGUGCAAACGCACAGCAGACAGGAUUGUGGCUCAAGGAAGGGAUUUGCCCAACAUAGAUACUUUGGUCGAUGUUCUUCAAGAGCAUUGUCUGGGAGUCAAAAUUUUUUCAGUUUCCGAAACAGAGAUCACAAAGAUUUCUGAUGUGAUUGAAAAAGGGAAAGUUUUGCCGUUUAAGGGAACACUGAAAGUUCACCAGGUGAAAGCAACCAAUAAUCCAAACCGGCUUAGUCUGCGAAGACUAUCAUGUUUCAAUUGUUCAGAUAAGUGCGGUCAUUAUGAGAUUGGUACACUGACGUAUGAAGAUUCACCAACAUCAGGUCUUGAUAGUGAGGAAGAGCUGGGUAUGAUUUCCAGCUACAGCAGCUCGCAAAUUCAAUACGAGGACGUGUAUACCGAUACUGAAACUUUAUGCACAGACACUUCUGAAAAUGAUUUUUCAAGUGUUACUACAGGAAUGUAUGUGUUAGUAGAAGUUCUCCAGGUUCAUACAAAUAAGAAGAAACAAGAAUAUAGUAAUAAGAAGUACAUGUACGCAGCACUUUGUCAAUCCAGAGUUGAUGAAGAUGAUGAAAUAAAAGUUGUAUUUCUUAAACUUGUAUCAAAAAAUGAAAAUGUGUUUCUCAUCGAUGACACUGACGUAUCAUACAUUAAUACAGAGAAUGUUCUUCCCCAGCCAUGUCUUCUUGUUAAAGGGAACAGACUUUAUUAUAAGUUUCCUUCUUUUGUUGAAGUGCACGAGCGUCAGUGACUUAAUGAAUGUUGUACCAAAAUUCCGUUUUCCAAAGCAUUUAUUAUUUCUUUGUCAC